Scleropages formosus (Asian bonytongue) is the source of this 2946-nucleotide messenger RNA. RefSeq names its product ecto-NOX disulfide-thiol exchanger 2 (gene enox2). The coding region runs from base 381 to 2111 and encodes 576 amino acids. Gene Ontology annotation, molecular function: RNA binding; oxidoreductase activity. The record is from RefSeq and is a predicted model, not a curated record. Gene Ontology annotation, biological process: ultradian rhythm. Gene Ontology annotation, cellular component: plasma membrane; external side of plasma membrane. The transcript has 13 exons. NCBI's taxonomy places the organism in Eukaryota, Metazoa, Chordata, Actinopteri, Osteoglossiformes, Osteoglossidae.
UAGCCGGAUCCGCUUUUCUCUGCUGCCCGCAGGCUGCGCGGCUGCUGCUGAAUAGCUGAUGGCCAGUGUUCAGGAGACACGGCGCUCCGAGCUCUCCCCGAACAGAAGUGGGUCCAUCCAGAGGCUUUUGGUGACCGUUUGCACAGGGACGCAGCCGCAUUGCCCGAGUCCUCAUUGCUCCCUGAUCCUGAUCAUCGGCGGACAUCAGAGUUUUAGUCCCCGCCGACGUGUCCCAAGGUCCCAAGGGGCCUUGCGCAAGCACGGUCUCGGGCCGAGGGCCUCCUGCGCCGAUGUGUUGCAGGAUACCUGCUGAGUGGCAUACGUUUCUCUCUCGGGGCUCCAGUCGGUUUGCCUAACCAGACUUCGACCCCAGCCUGGGCAUGAUGACGGGCAUCGCACCCAUGAACCCUCUGAUGCCUGGCCUCAGCAUCGUUCCCCCGCCCAUCUCGCAAGACAUGCCUGUCGUCAAGGAAAUCAUCCACUGCAAGAGCUGCACUCUGUUCCCUCCGAACCCCAACCUUCCGCCUCCUGCCACCAGGGAGCGCCCUCCCGGCUGCAAGACAGUGUUCGUGGGCGGCCUGCCAGAAAACGCGACGGAACAGCUCAUCGUGGAGGUGUUUGAGCAGUGCGGUGAGAUUGCUGCCAUCCGCAAAAGCAAGAAGAACUUCUGUCACAUCCGCUUUGCCGAGGAGUACAUGGUGGACAAGGCCCUCUUCCUGUCCGGGUACCGGAUCCGGCUGGGCUCCAGCACCGACAAGAAAGACACGGGCCGCUUGCACGUGGACUUCGCCCAGGCGCGGGACGACCUCUACGAGUGGGAGUGCCGGCAGCGCAUGCUGGCCCGUGAGGAGCGCCACCGCCGCCGCAUUGAGGAGGACCGUUUGCGGCCGCCCUCACCGCCCCCCAUCGUCCAUUUCUCGGAGCACGAGUGCAGCCAGCUGGGCGAGAAGCUCAAAGACGACUCCAAGUUUCCUGAGGCCAUCCGCGUGCUCCUCACCUGGGUGGAGCGCGGCGAGGUGAACCGCCGCAACGCCAACAACUUUUACUCCAUGAUCCAGUCGUCCAACAGCCACAUCCGGCGGCUGAUGAACGAGAAGGCGGCUCACGAGAAGGAGAUGGAGGAGGCCAAGGAGAAGUUCAAGAACGCCCUGGCCGCCAUCCUGGUGCAAUUUGAGCAGAUUGUGUCUGUAUUCCACGCUGCUUCCAAACAAAGAGCAUGGGACCAUUUCUCCAAAGCCCAGCGCAAGAACCUGGACAUGUGGCGCAAGCAGGCCGAGGAGAUCCGGAACAUCCACAACGAGGAGCUGAUGGGCAUCCGUCGGGAGGAGGAGAUGGAGAUGUCGGACGAUGACAUGGAGGACGCUCCGGAGAGCAAGGACUCCGACGACUCGGGCCCGGCAGCACAGGUCGAGGCCCUGAAGGAGGAGAACGACAGCCUGCGCUGCCAGCUGGACGCCUACCGCAAUGAGGUGGAGCUACUGAAGCAGGAGCAGGGCAAGGCCGUGUCGCAGGCGCCACGCACCGAGGAGGAGGCCACGCGGCAGCAGCAGCUCAGCUUCCUGCAGCAGGCACUGCAGGGCAUGCAAAAGCAACUGCUGAAGCUGCGCGAGGAGCUGAAGCAGCGGGAGGUGGAGCUGGAGAAGAGCAGUGAGGAGAAGCAGCAGCUGGAAAGUCAGGUGCACAGUCUGCAGGAGCGAGUCCUGGCGUUUCCCCUGGCGAAUGCAAACACGUUGGAGGCGGCCGAGGCACUGGACAGGGAGACGGAGGAGGGCGCUAAUCAGAGCAGCGACGGGGCCGCCUUAGCCGUGGUCUCCUGCAGCCAGGAGAAGGAGAACGCCCCUGAGAAGAGCCCCCCCAGCCCAGUCAAGUCUGAGAGGGAGGCUCUGCUUGUCGGCAUCAUCUCAACAUUCCUGCACGUGCACCCGUUUGGCGCCAGCAUCGAGUACAUCUGCUCUUAUCUGCAGCGCCUCGACACCAAGAUCGGGCCCCCGGAGGUGGAGGCCCUGCUGGGCCGACUGCCCUGCACCUUCCGCCAGGAGCUGACGGGCGUGGGAGCAAGUUUGGAAAAGAGGUGGAAGUUCUGCGGCUUUGAGGGCAUCAAGACCGCGUAGGGGCGGGGCCUGGGGGGGCAGGGACAAGGAAACAGGGAUUUGAGCAAACCCCCCCAUCCCACUCGGUGGCGGCUCAGGAUCAUCGAGGCAGGGAGAGACGAUCAGGGUCCUCGGCCGGCUUCGUCCCUACAGCCGCUUUCUCUCCUUGGCUCUCGUCUCCUCGCUAAUUUAUAGGUUCUGUAUAAAUGAAGUGAAGGUAUUUUACUUUGUUUCUUCGCUCUACAGGAUGUGAACUGUUUCUCCACCUCUUUCGUUUGUACACAGAAUGUGAGCUGAACGAGCGCAGAUUGUUUUGAAAAAGCAAAAAUCCGAAAAGGAAAAAUGUUUUCUUUUUCUGCUGCUGGCGUGAGGUGCUGGUUUAGCUGGGGUGACUCUACAGUGUGUGUGCGUGUGCGUGCGCGAACGCAAACACGCAUCGUUGGGUGCACCCAGGUACAGAGUCCGGGGGUCCAAGUGGCUUCAAGCCUCACCCACGGAGUCCUGCGUUACUCAGCAGGAGGGUUUCUACACAGUCACACACUGCUCACACACAGUUCAUACUCUGCUCACACGCACCUCACACACUGGCCUUUGCUCAACGAUGCAGGACCUCAGCAAAACCAGGGAAACCAGGAGCCUUUUCCUCCAGGUGGUCCGUCCUCCUGAAAUACUUGGCAAGAAAAGUGUGCCGGUGCCUCGGUCAUCUGGCGGCAGGUUCAGCGUUUACCACAGGUGCACGCUUCCCACGUUGCAACUGUCAUCUCAACCAUAGCGCCACCGCAGACGCUCGCUCGGUAUCGGUGCUGGCGAUGGGUUAUGCUGCUGUUUCAGUGGCUGGGAAUCAUGUCAGUCUUCG